CUGCCCAACAACUUCGGGGGCAUAUUGCUGGCGCACCUUCCCCUUUACGCCCUGGCUCGCGUGCAUCCAGACUUUCGACAUCAUCACGGUUCUCAUCCGGCCGCAUGCCACCUUUUGGCAGCGCAUCAUCUGGUGCGACUGUCGGUUUAGUCAAGGCCGCGCCUACCACUGCUCUCUCUGCGUCCCCUGGUACUAUUGAAGGUGAAGAGGAACCGAGCACUCCCUCGCCAGCUGAAUCUUCUGGAGAAGGCAUGUCGAACAUGUUUCUCGCUCGUCGACGCACAACAUCGUAUCAUAUACAGCCUACGACGCGAUCGCCUCUCAGCUCCAGCGCUUUAGAGUUUGGGGCACCGGGCAGUGGCCCCCUUGCCAGCAUUGCCAGCUGGGUUGGCCGGAGGAGAAGAACAAAUAUGAGCAUCGAUGAGUCUGCGGGCGAUGCUAGCACAGUGAUUAGAGAGCAGACGUCGGCGAGGGACCUGCUGCAGAGAUUUUAGCGCUGCGACGCUAUCACUAUACUUCUACGCCUAUGCCUACGCAUACGCUAUUUUUUUGUUCAGGCCGGGAUUGAUCAUCAUCGGAGUCGGGUUUCUCGGAUGGGUCUUGUGUGUUGCAUGGGGUGGCCGUUGGGCAUGCGGCGGUUAAUCGGCAAAGAUGGGCGGGGACUGUCUACAGAUAUGCGGUGAUUUCCAAGACCAUUGUUCAUAUAUAAUUUGUUCAUCGAUAUAUUCGCUUGCUUUCGUUGCUUUC
Heterobasidion irregulare TC 32-1 is the source of this 747-nucleotide messenger RNA. RefSeq lists its product as uncharacterized. The record is from RefSeq and is a predicted model, not a curated record. The coding region runs from base 105 to 494 and encodes 129 amino acids. Lineage: Eukaryota; Fungi; Basidiomycota; Agaricomycetes; Russulales; Bondarzewiaceae. The transcript has a single exon.